CAGCAGGAACCAGACUAUUUACUAACUACACAGGACCAGAAUGACCUCUACGGCAGUCAGGAUGGAGAGCAGCUUGUCCAGAAGCAGUUUGUGGCUUUGAUGGAGACUCCUACUCCACAAACUGAGCAGAUUUUAUUUAAAAUCUCUCCUGUAGUUGAGGGCAAAGAUCAGGAAGGAAGCAGCUCCACUGUGUCAGAGACUCAGUCUCAUCCUGACACAAAGAAAAGACCUUUCAAAUGUGAUAUUUGUGGAAAAUGUUGUAAAUAUCAGAGUGAGCUGAAAGUACAUUACAGAACCCACACUGGUGAGAGGCCUUUUCCAUGUCAAACAUGUGGAAAAAAAUUUUCUCACAUUAGUAAUUUAAAUUUUCACAUUAGAAUUCAUACAGGUGAGAGGCCUUUUUCAUGCCAAACUUGUGGAAAAAAUUUCACUCACAUGAGUACUUUAAUUGUUCACAAAAAAAUUCACACAGGGGAGAGGCCUUUUUCAUGUAAAACAUGUGGAAAAAGUUUCAAACGAAUUCAUCAUUUAACUAUGCACCAGGUAAUUCACACAGGUGAGAGGCCUUUUCCUUGUGAAACGUGUGGAAAAUCUUUCGCACGGAGUGCAGAUUUGAACAUUCACAGGCAAACCCACACAGGUGAGAGACCUUUUUCAUGCCAAACGUGUGGAAAAAAAUUUUCUCGCAUGAACCAUUUAACUCUCCACAAAAAACUUCACACAGGUGAGAGGCCUUUUUCUUGUGAAACCUGUGGAAAAUCUUUCAUACGAAAUGCCACUUUGAAUGUUCACAGAAAAACUCACACAGGUGAGAGGCCUUUUUCUUGUGAAACCUGUGGAAAAUCUUUCAUACGAAAUGCCGCUUUGAAUGUUCACAGGCAAACCCACACAGGUCAGAAACCUCUAUUGUGCCAAAUCUGUGGAAAAAGUUUUAAUCAUGUUGGUAAACUGAAGUGCCACAUGAAUCAAAAACACAAAAGUGAGAGGUAGUCAUUUGACUGUCAGAUUUACUGCUAAGAUUAAAACUUGUCUUGGUAAUUUUCUCUGUCCAAAAUAUGUUAAAAAAAUAAAUGUUCACUAAUUUUAAUUAGACAUAGUUAGAAAUGGACGGGAAACUCCAUGCAGAAAGCUGGGAAUCGAACCCAGAACCUUCUUGCUGCAAGGCAACAGCGCUACCAACUGCACCACUGUGCAGUCCAUCAUGGAGCCCAGGAAUUAUUUUUAUUUAUACUGAAUCCGUUUUUACUUGAUGAAAAUACAGUUUUAAUUUGAUUUGUAAAAGUUAGUUAGUUGUUUGUAAGAGUUUCAGCCAGAACUGUUUUCAUUUCUACAAACAGUAGAAAUGUUCUUUGACAAUCUUCAAAGCUGUUUCAAAGAUAAAUGUGAAUAAUGUUUAGCUCAAAGCCAUCAGGUAAGUGUAGAAAAACAUGUAUAGAAACCUUAGUUGUAAAGGAAGUGACACAGAUGUAGUGGAAGCACUAAGAGCGGAACUCAAAGCCGACUUAUGCUAAACGAUGCAGGGCCAAAGCUUGCAGCAUUCCACACACCUUUCUGCAGUUAUUUAUGUACAUGUGCAAUUGUCUAUACACCUUGUCCAUGUUGAGAAUAUUUGAACUUGAUCUGGUUGGAGUUAAUCUGCUGAUCCCGCUGAUUUUGUUUUCUAUUUCAGUGAUAAUGAUAGUACCCUGCAGUUAAUAUGCAUUUCAUGGGCUUAGGUGCACAGACUGAUGUGCAAUUACAUCUUUAUGUGACAAAAACAGUGGAAAUGUACUGAGAUUUUCCGAUCCGUUUAAUUUUUAUUUGGAUGUAUUCAAUAGUGGGUUAUGUUAUUGUAUGAGGAUGAUUGUGGUUCAGUUUAAUUGUUUAAUGU
This is a messenger RNA of Poecilia latipinna (sailfin molly), 1870 nucleotides long. Its product is annotated as gastrula zinc finger protein XlCGF17.1-like. Gene Ontology annotation, biological process: regulation of transcription by RNA polymerase II. The transcript has a single exon. The record is from RefSeq and is a predicted model, not a curated record. The coding region runs from base 100 to 990 and encodes 296 amino acids. Gene Ontology annotation, cellular component: nucleus. Lineage: Eukaryota; Metazoa; Chordata; Actinopteri; Cyprinodontiformes; Poeciliidae. Gene Ontology annotation, molecular function: DNA-binding transcription factor activity, RNA polymerase II-specific; RNA polymerase II transcription regulatory region sequence-specific DNA binding.